GUUUAUCUGACCAGCGGAACAAUCGUUUAAUUCAACAUGGCGCAUUUGAGUACUGAUCCAGCUUCCAAAGAUCGAUGGAUCGUGGUUUACCCAGCUUAUUUGAAUAGCAGAAGAACAGUUCAACAAGGACGACGUGUUCCUAAAGAAAAGGCUGCCGACAAUCCAACAGUUUAUGAAAUAAGAGAUGUAUGCCAGAGUCAAGGACUUAACUGUGAAGUAGAGGUAAAUAUUGUAAAUCUUUUUAUUUUGUUUUUAACCUGUAAAGUUCUUCUCUCUCUUUUUUUUGAGGUGCUAGAUAUCUCGGAAACAAAGUGAGCAAUGUAAUAGAAAAUGUUAAAAAUGUCUAAUGAAC
Molecule: messenger RNA, 352 nt
Organism: Stylophora pistillata
Lineage: Eukaryota; Metazoa; Cnidaria; Anthozoa; Scleractinia; Pocilloporidae
Product: signal recognition particle 19 kDa protein
Biological process (GO): SRP-dependent cotranslational protein targeting to membrane, signal sequence recognition; SRP-dependent cotranslational protein targeting to membrane
Cellular component (GO): signal recognition particle, endoplasmic reticulum targeting
Molecular function (GO): 7S RNA binding
Source: RefSeq, a predicted model, not a curated record